Molecule: messenger RNA, 1644 nt
Organism: Penicillium digitatum Pd1
Lineage: Eukaryota; Fungi; Ascomycota; Eurotiomycetes; Eurotiales; Aspergillaceae
Source: RefSeq, a predicted model, not a curated record
AUGCGUGCGACCUACCUCCACUAUUAUGCAGCCACUUCGUAUGAGUACAUGGGACGAGCAGCUCAUAUCUUUUCAGCUGUCAAGGUUCCGCUUCUGACUUCUGCUAUGGAGCGUUUUCAAACUGCCUAUGAGUCUUUGCCAGCUACUCUCCCGCCCCCGGUUCUGAAUCUCAACCAGACCUGCUCACCAGAUACUUUUCUUCAUUCGCCUGACUCGUCUCCUCGGUCUUCCUUGACGACUGUCGUGUGGAGCCCCACAAUUCCACCUACCCAUGAUGUCCCUCCGGGCUCUGGGCCUGAUUCAAAUGCUCAAGCUCUCUCAGUUCAGAAUCUGUCGGCUCAUAAUGCUAGGCUACCUCAAACUCCUACCUCGCCGGUCCCUUCUCCCUCUUCUUCCUUCAGCUCGUCUAUUGCUACUGCUUUUUGUGUUACGCCACCUUCUGCUACCCGAGAAGUCUCACGUCUUGACUUUGAUGGUCCACCCCCAGCCUUUCAUAUCACGCCUCCCACCCAUAAGGUCCCUCCUCCCCCCCCUCCCCCUCCACACGGUGUUUCUCCUCGUCCCGCUACGAAAGACCAAUUGCUCGCUUUCAACAGUGCCAGAGAUGGGCUUCCCAAUGGGGGAUCUAUCGUCCGAAACAUUGCCCGGAUGAUUGAUAACUCCAUCAUUGCGGGAGCCGACGACCCUUUUGUGACCCGCGUGCCACCAAAACAUCACUCUCUAAAGCGACCGCCCGUGCGCCUGUCUCCGAUCAAAUUCCCAGCUGAACUCGAGGAUCCCGUAAAGCGCAGCCAACUUAUUCCACCCCCGCUUGCAAUCAGGAAGAGCUCCGGUGAGGUGCUCAUGUGCAGCAGUUCUGCAAUGGUAAUCUGCGGAGGUUCAGAGCAAGAAAUUUCUAGGAAUGAGGUGAAUCGACCAGUCCGAGCUCGCCCUCCCCGGCUACCCUUGAGAAUAGUCCCAUCCGGACGUCUAAAUGCUAACACAGGGGAGACGAACCCUUCAACCCUAGCCCCGCAGCAGAACCGUCUGAGACCUAUCCUCUCUUCGUCCACGAUCAUGACUCCACAGACACCAACCCCCGUUAUGAGAAAGAAGGUGCCCAUCCUCGGCUCCCCGUUCACCAGCCGAGCAGGCUCGCCAGGGCACAAAAGCACCAAGUCGCUCUCGUUGCGGUCUAGAAAGUCCUCCCCCAUACCUGUCAGUACUGAGCGUGCCACCCAGAUCAACCAAUUUAACAACGCCGUCAAGUGGCUCCGUGAACAUAUCCCCGCCGACGUGACUGGACUUUGCAGGCAGAUCAAACAUGUUUCGGAUCUGCAGCAGGCCCGUCGCUCUCGCAAUACGAAAAUGGCCCGCUCUGCUUCCUUCUGGACCUUUUCUCCCGUUAAGCCUAACCCCGAUUCCGGUGCCCCCCAGGAACCUCCUGUGAUUGAGGGGCCUAAUAUCGAUGAGUACGGAAAUGUUAUUCGGGUUGAGACUAAGGCGCAGCGCAUUAAGCGGCUUAGGGAGGAAGAUUGGAGGAUUGGUAUUCGGUCGAAGCAUAGUCUUUGGAAGGGGACUGAGUACUACGAUGAGCUUUGCGAAACUGCUUUAGCUGAGCUUGGUGAGACAGGCUAUGGAUCUCGCGAAUGGCUGCAGCGGUGA